This is a messenger RNA of Anguilla anguilla (European eel), 7150 nucleotides long. RefSeq names its product BEN domain-containing protein 4-like. The coding region runs from base 429 to 2051 and encodes 540 amino acids. Gene Ontology annotation, molecular function: DNA binding. The transcript has 5 exons. NCBI's taxonomy places the organism in Eukaryota, Metazoa, Chordata, Actinopteri, Anguilliformes, Anguillidae. The record is from RefSeq and is a predicted model, not a curated record.
AUUUUGGUUUAAAUAUAUUCAUCAACUAUUUAGCACUAUUUAUUUAUCACUGAUGGAAAAAGUUCAAUUGAAUAUUAUAAUGUCAAUUUUCCUACUGUGCUUGAGACGAACAAACCCCGCUCUCCGCGCAACAAACCGAAGCGGACGCAACACACCUUGCAGACACAAGGCGCACAGGUCCCGCCUGUGUCCCCCUGUUGGUAGAGGCAGUAAAAAUUGUCAUUUUCACGGCGCUCCCGUUUGAGGAUUGGCCCGGUGGCUUGUCAGUAGUCUGCUCUCUAGAGUGCCGGAGACAUUCAGACGGAGAUACGAGAGAAAGGAGUGAGAGAAGGGUAAACGACACACUGCCAUACACACGCACGCACAAGGGGAGACGAGACGCGACACGAGACAGGAACUGCAAACGAGCUGAAACAGCCACGGAGGUCAUGCAGUCAGCGGACGAGGGAUCCUGUGUCUCCAAAAUCUGUAGGCAGCGGAGCCCCUACAGCGCCCUUAAGACCUUCCCCAGCAAGCGGGCGGCGGGAAAGGCGAGAUAUGACAGACCCACCAUGGUGGCAAUCCCGCAUCUGGGAGGAGGCGGGGGCGGGCAUCAUUUUCAAUAUCUUAACCCCCACCAUCAGCAUCUACAGCACCUACAGCAUCACCAGCAUUCCCUCGCCAGCAACAACGAGCACAACCACAUAUCCCAGCGCUUUCCAUAUGAGAACGGGCCCAGCUUCAGAGUCGCGACAUCUACAUCAGCAUCAGCUUCGGCGGCGACGGCGGCAACGUCGACAGACAGUCCGCGGAGGGUCGGAGGCACAGCUGGGCACCAUGUCUCCACGCAUCCGGCAGGUAGCGCCGCAUCAUUUCAAGAUCCCACGGACUGCAACCAAGGGCUAAGCGCAGAGAGCCGGCUGAUCCUGGAUGUCUUUGCUCAGCAGUGCAGUCGGGUGUUGACCCUGCUCAACAGCAAUGGCAAACUCCUCGACCCCGCCCCUCCCUCCAGCUCGCCCGCGUCGGCUCUGAUGUCCCGCAUCAAGCAGGAGGAGGGCGGCUACCCGGGGGUGGACCGCACCGGGGGCCCCUGCCAGUCGGGGGACCCCAAGACUCAGGAGGCGGGGCCUGAGUCCCACCACGCCCCCCACAGGAAGCAGCAGCAGACCUCUGCCUUCCUUCAGGCCUUCACCGAGUCGCUUCAGAACUACCUGACGAACCCCGGCCCCGCCCACAGCCACGCCCCUGGUCCCGCCUCAGGCGGGGAAUACUGCCACCCCGCUGACCCCGACCCCCUUUCUGCAUCCCCAACUCACACCCUGGGGGGCUGGACCUCCCCCACCCCCUCCGAGUCCCAUGGGCACCCUUCCUCCACCCUGCCGGAGGAAGAGGAGGAAGAGGAGGGCUGCUGUCCCCGCUGCCUGGAGCUAGAGCAGGAGGUGCUGUGCUUGCAGCAGGAGAACGAGGAACUGCGGCGCAAGCUGGACAAUGUGCCAGUUCCCUGUCAGACUGUGCUGGACUUCUUCAAGAGGGUUCUUCUGCACAACAACCAGUUUGGGCAGCCAGCUUCCCCAGAGGAGCAGUUGACAGAGGGCAGUAAGCAGCUCCUGGGGAACUACCCCGUCUUCAUCACCAACAAGCAGUGGGACGAGGCGGUCAACUCCUCCAAGAAGGACGGGCGUCGGCUCCUGCGCUACCUGAUCCGCUUCGUCUUCACCACCGACGAGCUCAAGUACUCCUGCGGCCUGGGCAAGAGGAAGCGCUCGGUGCAGACCGGCGAGGCCGGGCCCGAGAGACGCCCGCUCAACCCCGUCAAGGUCACCUGCCUCAGAGAGUUCAUCCGCAUGCAUUGUGCCUCCAACCCGGACUGGUGGAUGCCCUCUGAGGAGCAGAUCAACAAGGUGUUCAGCGAUGCGGUGGGGCACGCGCGGCAAGGCCGGGCCGUGGGCACCUUCCUGGGCAGCAGCGGCAGCUGCAGCAGCGGCGGCAGUGGCAGCUUCUACCUGGAGAGCAUGGACGGCCACCUGUCCCAGGACGAGCUGUUCCUGCGCGGCUCCCAGGAUGGCGAUUGAGAGGGCGGGCCAGCCUGAAAAGAGGCCAGACUGACUGAGUACGAGUCUUCCCGUUUCCUGAUGCUGGAACUCUGGAAUUCUGGGAAAUAGGUGAGGCUCGGUUAACAUUCCGGUGCAGCCCCAUCCGAACCCGGAAGGGGAAAAAUGCUGAAAUUGUCUUUUAAUUGUCUUUUUUAAAUCUCUUCUUGUCCUUCAUCUCAUUGGGAAAGUUUUUUUCUUUAUAGUGAGUGAAAGAAAAUGUGUCUGGAGUUCAUGCGUGUUCAAAGACAUGGAGUGUUGUAUGGUUACACUGCCAUUAUUAUCAUGUCCAUGGACUGGAUUAAGCGCUGCUAAGAGUUAGCCAAGAUAUAGCAAAUGAAAUUGAAUUGGAUUAAAAUUUCAUGAGUAACAUUCCAGUUUAGAAUGUACAAUUCUGACAUUAUUCAAGUUCAUCUGAGUGUCAGUUUAAAUCAAGUUAUCCCAGGUAAAAUCUUCUUUCUCACCUUGUUGCUGAAAGUGUGGCAUCAGAUUUCUAUGCCACAGACUAAGUCACAGUAAUGUUAUAGUGUAAGAUAGUAUUGCGCAAUGUUCUGAUAAUGUUGCGCAAGGCCUUUUGGGCAGGGCUGAGGGACCUCUCUGUUAAUCUCUGCAUUGGCAAAAUCUGUGAAGAUGCGGAAAAACACACGUCCACUACUGCAUGUUCAUAGCAGAGUACACCACACAAGCUUUGAACUACUUUAAAGGAGCUAUGUCAGACAGAAACAACAGGAAGCAGACUGCUUAUUAAUGUCUGGCUUCCAUCAAAGUGCCACUGGGUUCAUCAAAGCCUUCUCCUGCUGGUGCCCAGGCCUCUGAGCCAAGCAACGUAAACACAGGUGUUUGGGGUCUACGCCCCCUGCCCUGCCUGUUCUCACACACCUCAUUACUGCACGGACAGUUUCCUUUGGAGUUUCGUUUGUAAUUCACCAAUGAAAAUACCUUACGAGGGUCUUUCACACCUCUCAUAGUCUUGGCUGUCAAGAACCUUCUGGAAGCUCGGCCCUCGAAACGUGCCAUUUCCAUUACCAAUAUCUUCCUUCGUCUUGCUGGAUAUGAGCUGCUAAUUCCGAAAAGACCUCUCAAAGCAGUAUUAAGUGGUAUAUGAACAUUAUUCAUUAUUAACUAUAUAUUUCCUUUAACAUGAAUUUAAUACAGCCCCUCAUAGGAAAAGUCUCAUCUGUAUAUACACUGUGGGUGCUGUCAAGCUAGCUGGACAAGCCAGAUGGACAACAUCACAUUGUAGGUUGUCUGAUCGUUUUACCCAUUCAUUUACUAUUCAGAUGAUAGUAAUUUAACCUUUACACAACCUCUGAUUCCAGAAAGGGAAAUAAGUGUAAUUAGGUGUCUAUUGUGCUGUAUAUAACCAGUUAAAGGAUAGAAUGUUUUGUGCUUUUUCCUCAUAUGGAAGUGUUGUUCAGACAAUAUCUGCAAGCAUCACAUACUGUAAAUUAUUGGGCCUCUCUCAGCUUCUAUACAAUCGUGGCUUUUCUUUCUUUUUGUUUUUGCCAAUGUUUUCAAUCAAAUUAUUUGCAUAUCUAAUGGAUUUGACUGAUUUACUGUUAGGAAUUUAAUUGAUCCUCUAUGAAAAGAGAUCAGUUCCAAUGUUUUUUGCCAUUGGUUCAACACAGAAACUAUCACUGAAUAAAAUGAUUUAUCAAAAUAAUGUCAUUAAUUCAAAGCAAACCUUUAAUUUAAGGUAAUGUUAUUUUGAUAUUUAUAAAUCAAAUCAUUUAAAAAUGUAUAUGCUAGCCCUCUAAAUUAUAAUCAGUGGUUUCACGAUACAGACACACUUCCUCUUUCUAGUUUCCUAUGAAUCUGGCACAGGUGCACAGAAAAAUUGUUAGUGUUCCAUCACCUCUGAGAGUGGUAAAUCUACUCUGUGUAUGAAUCGAAUGGAAACAAUACAAUAUGCACUCUAUUAAAGCUAAGAAUUGCAGAGUUGGUUUUACAGAUUUGUAUGAACAUUUGGUUGUGUGGGACCAAUGAGGCUAUACCUCUAAAGAUCCUCCUAAUGCUGUGAAACAUCUCAGGUCCAGUGGCCUUUCACGCCUUUAUUCGUUUUUAAACAGCUUUUCAGUCCCUUAUUUUAACUUUCACCCGAGUGUGAACACCCCAAUCAUGGCUGUAAGCCAGAUGAAACCACUGCCACAUCCUCUGUCAUUUUGAGAGAAUGGAAACAAGCAACUUUGUCCUUCUAUUGUGCUUCCAGCAGUCACUCAUUUUCGUUCUGCAGGACCCCAACUGACCAGAGGAGUCGCUAUUGAGUGACGAGGCGGGGUAUACCGCGGUAGCUUUAACCUUCCUUCCUGGGGUGACUGUAUGACCAACUAUAUGCCACGUGGUACUACCAGUCACAGCUAGCACAGGGUCAGAUUUUUAUAGUGUAGCUUUGCUCUGAACAACGUCACAUAGCCUCACACUUUCAGCAGCCGUGUCUCUGCUCCAUACUCCCAGAUGCAAUCUGUCAUAGCUCUUAGUUUCCUUCUGCAAUGGCCUCAUACUCCCAGAAACCAUUUUUCUCAACCCAGUGCUCCCAGUUGCCAUCUCUCAUAGCCUCAUACUCCCAGAAGCCAUCUGUUCCGCCCUCAUACUCCCAGAAGCUGUCUCUCAUAGCCUCGUACUCUCGACUCCAUAUGUUCUAUCCUCAUACUCCCAGAAGCCAUCUGUUAUAUUCUCAUACUCCCAGAAGCCAUCUGUCAGAGCUGCAUACUCAAAGGCAUCCUCCUGGAAAAUGUUAUAGAUAUGAAUUCCAGUAUUUGCAGCUAUUAAAAAGAAUAAAUGUGACCAAACACUAUGUACAUUGCAAUAAUAACUUGCAGCCAUCGGAAGCUCUUCAAUAUUGAGGGAACUGUUUUACUGUAUCAUUGACAAGAUUCAUAGAAGUAAAUGAUGCAGUGACUCCAUAAUAGCAAAUUAAGUUGUCACAAAAAGACCUUAAAUCAGUGCUAAGUGGCAUGUUAUGGGACUUUAUAUCUGACACAAUACUGGAUAUGAUAUGUACAAAUUAUUCGAGGAGUAUUUUUCUAUAAGUUGUCAACAGUUACCUUUUUUAUUUCCAAUAUUUAAUAUCAAUGUGCUUUAUGUAUAAGCAGCAGAACUUUCAAAGUCAUUAUUGUCAUUUUUCAUUAUUUGUUUCAUCUCACCCAGGAAACGUCAUAGCAUCUUACUCCAACCAAUCGUCUGGUUUUUGGUUACAGAUGAGUGAGCACUUCUUUCCAUGUAGAAUUUACUGUGGUAGCAGUAUAUGCAAAAAUCUGAAGGUAAUUUAAGACAGUAUCACUCUUUACCCUGCUGAAAGAAGGAUAAAAAUAUGUUAUAGCCCAAAAUGUAUGAGCAAUUGUACCUGCUCAUUAACGCAUUGGCCCAUUCAGCCAAUUCUCAUUUCCAGCACCCCAGGACACAUUCCACAUUCCUUAUUCAAUUAUUUUAGUCCAACAGAUAAGCACAUUAAAUAGGAAUUUUGUGCACGUUGGUACCAAACUAUGAAACUCCCUGUACCUGUGCAACUAUUUAGUGUUGAUCGCUUGGAAAUAUUUAGUAUUUCACAGUAGCCUGCACUGCCCCCUGUUGGCAAAUGAAACUAUUAUACAAAGGUUAUAAAUUAAGUUUAGCUUGAAAAGUAAACAUGCAUGAGGUUUUUAUGCUUCUGUACAAAAGUGCACAAUGAAGUGCCCCUAUCUUUUGGAUUUUUUUAGACUAACUAUAUCAUCAUCAUUAUUUGUAUUUCAAGGCGCACUUGCAUUGAACCAUUAAAAAGGUGCUUUUGGAUAAACCAAAGGUUUUGCAGUAGCUGUUUUAGUCUGUAUGCCGAUAAUGUAUUGUUUCAGUAAAAAAAAAUGGCAAACAAAGUUUACACUGUGCAGGACAUAAAAUGGCUGACACAUUGAAUGUGUCCUUCAUUUUGUAAAAUGUUGCAUUUAGUCAAUAAUCAGUUGAACGUGGCAUUUCAAAACAUAAAAACAGUUUAAGAUAUCGCAUUGGCUAUCUCUUAGAUCUAACUUAAAAUCCAGACUCCAGGAUUUUAAAUUAAGCACUGCCAGUUAUCUGUCAUGACACAUGAUAUGGCAUAUGUACGUGUAUCAAAUCCAAAAUUCAAAAUUCAAUGUAUCAUUUUAUCCAUUUCAUGUAAGUUUUAGAUGUUAGAGGCAAUCCAUUGAACUCAGUAUACACUCCUGCAUCUCUUCCUCUAGAUCAUUUAAGAAAAAACAAGUCUUGCAGUUUGCAAUUUUAUUUUAUAUUUUGUAAUUUGUUGAUAUGUAUUUAAGUUAUUUGUGUUGAUAAUGCAUUGCUCUCUUUGAACAUGUCUGAAAAAUGAAUCCAAAAAGGCCAUGGAUUUGUUUUUGAACUGUAACUGUUUCAAUAAGGGUGAUGCCAUUAUUUUCUCAUUUUGAGACAUCUGUGUCUGUAAUGGGCUGAAGAUUAUUCUUGUCAGAUAAGAAUCUGUUCAUUCAUCUAUUAUACUGCCUUUGUUAAGCAAUUAAAAUUCAAAUUGCUUUAGUAUGGAUAUUUUAUUAUAUGCGUUUUAAUGCAGAUUUGCCUUUUGUUGUAAGCACUUAUGAAUUAAACAGAAAAAAAAUGUUUUCAAAUGAGAGCUGUAUAUAAUAACAACACUGUAUAUAAUAAAAACAAUAUAUAUAUAUAACAUGCCUACACGGUGAUCAUACUGUGUAUAACAGGCUUCCUGUGGGUGUCAAAGGCUGUGUUUCUGCAUUAGGUUCUGUACUGAGGUAAAGUGGAAGUCUACGUUAUGUUCAGGGAGAACGUUGGUCCAUCAUGGAGACUGGCCUGCCUUGGAAAUUCAUCCAAAGAUGCCUCUGUUGUCGUGUUGCCUAAAGUUUAGAAUGACCAUUGUGAAUGUGUUACCAAUUGUUCACUUUCAAACAUAUUUUUAUAAUCUAAAACUGACUGUUCAUGUAAACACUGUGAGCCAAUUAAAGAAUGUUUUUCAAUUUCUGUUACCUUUUUUUCCUGCUGUUGUCUAAUAUUAAUUAUAUAAUUUUGUUUACUGAACUUGAAUCUGGUUAAUGAUUCACAUGUCAUGUAUAAAGGGUGGGUAUAUUAAAAAAAAGAUUUGACUAAUA